Molecule: messenger RNA, 1830 nt
Organism: Psylliodes chrysocephalus
Lineage: Eukaryota; Metazoa; Arthropoda; Insecta; Coleoptera; Chrysomelidae
Source: the annotation of a GenBank genome assembly
AUGAAGUGGUUGGGAGGUGGAGAGGGAGAUGCCAUAAUAAAAGUCGAGAUGGAUCGUGGUCCGCAUCGUACUCAAGACGAUGCUGCAGUUGGUUAUGUGUAUCAGAGAGCACCAGAUCCAGAGUUUCCUACUUUUGGACCCAAACAGCCAAGAUGGGCUGGCGACGAGGGCAUUAUGGAUGAUGAUCAAAAUGAACAAAUGACGAAAAUAUAUUCACCUAACAAUGACCUAACAUUAUCUGUCAAAGCAUCAAAGUUCGUAAAAGAAACUUGGGUUAAGUUUUCCUAUACGACACUUCUCAGAGCAAAGGCGUUCUGGGUCGUAGCUCCAAAAUUAAAAGACCGUGAAACAUGUUUAUGUGUCAAACAUGAAAAUUUUGAAUUAAAAUUCAAUAAGCUGAACAAUUUACAAGACCUUAAACACGACAGUAUAGAUACGUUUAUUGAGGAUUACACUUGUGACGUAACUUCUCAUGACUGCAUGAAUAGUUUAUGUGAAAAAUGCAAAAAUCAGCUGCUUCAGCCGGGUGAUAAUUCAGUUUCUUUGACAUAUUUUCAAUGGAAGUCCGUUCUUGAAGAGAAAAUUGCAAAAGGUGCGAAAAAGACUUUUAAGAUCACCAAAAAGCUGGAAAAAAAAUUAAGAAUGGCUUUAGCAGAAAACAUUCCGGUCAUGAAAAAACAUCUCUAUGGCAUUUACAGCUACAACAAACUGAAAAAAGAGCUGAAAGAAAACUUGAGCGAAAUAAAGAUUAUGAUACAGAUAGACUUCUCAGAGAACUACAUUACCAAGUACGCAUUUACACAUUUUGCUAAAAAUCAGUUAUCUAUCGACACAGGCGUAUAUUACUCACGAAACGUUAACUUACAAUCAAUAUCUUUUGCGACAGUGUGUGAAAACUUGGAUCACCAAGCCCAUGUAGUAUGGGCUCAUAUGAAACCAAUAUUAACUACAAUCAUUUCAGAAAACAAAGAUAUUGACACCCUCCAUUUCUACUCUGACGGUCCAACAUCUGAACCUGGUCAUGGUAAAGGCCCUAUGGAUGGCGUAGGAUAUCUUAAGAGGACAGCUGACAGUCACAAAACAGCUUCAGACUUUGCUAAAUUAUUUAAAAACUCUGUUAUCAAAAUUAAAGUGCUCCAUGAAAAAGAUGUAACUGAAGGAAAAACGUCCCAAAAACUUUGGAUACUAUUCCAAAACCACGACCAAAAAUGGAAAUACCCCACUGUAAACAACACUAACAAAGUUGCUACUCCCCCCAACAGUAUUUCGUACAUGAGCAGCGCCGCGGCUGCCGGUAUGCCCCCCCUUUAUGACAUGGGGGGCCAAAAUAAGGGCCUAGGGCACGAGCAACAAUUUGUUUACAUGUCGAAUCAAAUGCACCCUCCCCCUCAAGCCGGCAUGACCUUGCAUCAUCCCCAGUAUUUGCCGCCGCAGAGUUUGGCGCAGCAGAGUUUGGCACAGCAGAGUUUGGCACAGCAGUUGCAUCAGCAGAUGAGACAUCAGCAGCCACAGGGAGAAACUGACGAUAGUCGAUGGAGUGAAGAAAUAGAAGAACUGAAAAUAAACAUGUUAAAAAAAGGAACAUUUGCAGUAGUCGCCAGAUAUUUAUGUAUGAUAGAGGAUAUCGAUUUGGAUGAAGGUGAAAUUAAAGUAACUUCCUUAAAAUAUUUGAAUAAUGAUCGUAAAAUGGUUUCUUUGGUUGAUACUGACAUUAGUCUUGUUACUGUAGACCAAAUUAUUAAAAUUACCAAUGAACCUAGCAUUUUGAUGAGAGGGAAACGGAUGUAUUAUAAAUUUUCGGAAGCUCUUGAUAUUAUCGAAAAGGCUUAG